Molecule: messenger RNA, 5321 nt
Organism: Egretta garzetta (little egret)
Lineage: Eukaryota; Metazoa; Chordata; Aves; Pelecaniformes; Ardeidae
Gene: GPCPD1
Product: glycerophosphocholine phosphodiesterase 1
Exons: 22
Coding region: 1759-3768 (669 amino acids)
Biological process (GO): glycerophospholipid catabolic process
Molecular function (GO): glycerophosphocholine phosphodiesterase activity; starch binding
Source: RefSeq, a predicted model, not a curated record
AUCCUAGAGAGGAGAGAACUUGAAAAACUUUGGAUUCCCCUCAUGUACUAGAAGAGCAGCAUUUUGCUUUUCCUUUAAUCUUGAAAUUAUUCUUAUUAUGAGUUCUGAUUAUUUUCAGUAGAAAUCUUCCUUUUGGGCCCCCCAGUUUAGAAAGGUAGUGUAGAGUUUCCUGAGGCUUGGUCUGUUUGUCUCCCCCCUCUUCCCCCAUUAGAUGUCAAUGCCUAUUUUUCCUUCUGCUGCUAAAUAUAGCCAACUGUUCUGCAGCUCUUACAGCCAACUCACAGUUGAUAAAGUUAGCUUUUCAUUCAAAUCUAUCAUAAUAUCAUUGCCUAAAGUGUUUCCUGCCCAGUUUUGAAAGCCUUCUGUCCAUACAACAAAAAGCAAGGUUCAAGGCCUUCAGGCUUGUAAGUCUGCAGAGGGGAAAAAAAAAAAGAUCAUAUUGUACUUCAAGCCUGUCUCAAACAUUGCCCUUAGAGCAUUAGAAGUCAGAGCCUUGCAAGCCUGUUUGAAUUGCUAUUAAAAACUUCAGUUGUAUUGAUAAGAGAGCAUGUCAUCUGGCUUUAUGAAUGCUGUGAAUUUUUGAGUCGAAAACUUGUUCAGUGUUUGCAAGCUAGGCUGUUAUAUUCCAGGUUUGUCCCAGAUUAUUUGGUAUGUAUUUAUCUAAGCCUGAAAUACUGAAUAUGAGAUAUGGAACAGCAAACAGCCAAUACCUCAUAAAAGAUACUGGAAAGGUUAAAGAAAUUAAGGAGCAGGGGUAAUAAUCUACUAAAGCUGAAGGGUUUUUAUGUACCACGAGACCUGUAAGCCGGAAGGUUCAAAUGAGCUUCAAGCUUGGAGUCAUUAAAUUAAGUCCAUGUUCUGGUAUAUUUUGACUACAACCAAAAGGAUCUUGGUCCUCUCCAUCUGUGAUGACCUUUGCUACCUCAUUUUUAGAGGAAAGUUAUGAUAUUUUGUGGUACAUUGAUAGUUGAUUGUGUCAUGUCAGAAGGAGAGUCUGAAAUGUCGUCUUUUCUCUUCUUCCAAGUACUUUUAGGGGCCCCAUGGCUGUUUUUCUGCAUUUUCUAGAAGUGUCCUUGAGAAUCAGGAGGGGAGAGCUUGGGUUCCCUAUUAUUUAGGGAAGUAUAUUAACUCCUGUGGCUCUUGUACUCCUUCAGGUGCCUGUAAGGAGGAGAAAAUUGUGACAGGAAAGCUUUGUAGGCAGUAUUAGAACAGAGAGUACUUCUUUCCCCUCUUCUGUUCAGCCUGCAGGAUACUAUGCCUAAAAUCUUUAACCCUUUUUUUUUUUGGGUGUGUGAAGGCAAGUAAGUGAAUUUCUGAAAUUGCAAGAUUCCCAGUUGCUAUUCUUCCCAUCUAAGAUGAUGAGGGGAGCUUCUGUCUUGUGGUAGGGGAACUAAGAUUGUACGUGACCCUACCUACUAGGCUGUUCAUCUUGCCCCUGCCCUGCAGACAGCUUAUUUUGUACAGUAAGGUGGGUUGAUAUGCAGGGUUACUGAGUCAGGCUUUUGCAGGCAGGUCAGUACACGGCUGAAGAGUGCUGCCGCUCUGCGGUCACCAUCAACUUGGGAAGCCUCCAGAGAUGGUGAAAGGUCAGGAGACAGUUAUGACCCCUCUGAGCUGAGGAUUCUUUACAUUCUCCCAAACAGAACAUCUUGACAGGAGAUUUCAACUAGUCUAAGACAAAAGUUCUGCAAGUAUGACCUCUUCUCAAGUCACUUUUCAAGUAAGAGGACCGUCAGUACCAGACUUGAAGUUCCAGCUAUGAUAUUUGGCUUAGUAAAAGGAGAGGUUUUCGCAAUAUGCGGGAGCUGCAGUGCUUUGGGAAAUUGGAACCCACAAGUUGCAGUGGUCCUCCAAACUGACGAUCGUCAAUUAUGGAAAGCUACUGUAGAGCUUCCUAGAGGAGUUCCUGUUCGGUAUCGGUAUUUUAAAGGGUACUUCCUAGAACCUAAGACUAUCGAUGGUCCCUGCGAAGUCAUAGUUCACACGUGGGAGACUCAUCUACAACCACGAUCAAUUACCCCUUUAGAAAAUGAAAUUACUAUUGACGAUGGAUACUUUGGAAUCCGUAAUGGUAUUGAAACUGUGGAUGCUGGGUGGCUGACAUGUCAAACAGAAAUAAGAUUACGUCUGCAUUAUUCUGAGAAACCACCUGUAGUGAUAUCUAAGAAGAAAUUUAAAACAUCAAGGUUUAGAGUAAAAUUGACUCUAGAGGGCCUAGAGGAAGAUGAAGAUGACGAAGAGGGCCAAGAGAAAACAUCCCCUACUGUCCCUCAGAAAAUGGCAAACACUGUGGAGUUCUCCUUAAUAAGUAACAACGAAUAUAAAUGUCGACACUCUCAGCCAGACUGUGGCUAUGCUUUGCAGCCAGACCGAUGGAUAGAAUACACUAUACAAACCAUGGAGCCCGAUAACUUGGAAUUAAUCUUUGAUUUUUUUGAGGAAGAUUUGGGCGAGAAGGUAGUACAAGGCGAUGUGCUCCCAGGUCAUGUAGGUUCUGCCUGCCUCCUGUCAUCCACAAUUGCAGAACUCGGAAAGAGAGCUGGAAUUCUUACACUUGCUAUUAUGAGCAGAAAUCCAAGGAAGACAAUUGGAAAAGUUAGAGUGGACUACAUAAUUAUUAAGCCGAUCCAGGGAUACACUUGCGAUAUGAAGGCUUCAUAUGCAAAAUAUUGGAAACCAAGAACAACUUUAGAUGUUGGACACAGGGGAGCAGGAAAUUCUACAACAACAGCUAAACUUGCGAAAGUUCAAGAGAACACCAUUGCCUCUCUGAGGAAUGCUGCUAGUCACGGAGCAGCAUAUGUGGAAUUUGAUGUACAUCUUUCUAAAGAUCAUGUCCCUAUUGUAUACCACGAUCUCACAUGUUGCAUGGCCAUGAAAAAGAAACUGGACACAGAGCCUUUGGAACUGUUUGAGAUUGCAGUCAAAGAACUCACUUUUGAUCAGCUACAGUUAUUGAAGCUGGCUCAUGUGACUGCCCUGAAAGUAAAAGAUCACAAUGCAUCUUUUAAAGAUGAAGAAAAUUCUGCUUUUGAGACCCAGCCAUUUCCUUCUCUGCAAAGAGUCCUGGAGUCUGUUUCUGAAGAUGUUGGGUUCAACAUAGAAAUAAAAUGGAUCUGCCAACAAAGGGAUGGACAGUGGGAUGGCAACUUGUCAACUUACUUUGAUAUGAACCUCUUUCUAGAUAUUAUUCUAAAAACUGUUUUAAUGAAUGCUGGAAGAAGGAGAAUUGUAUUUUCUUCUUUUAAUGCAGAUAUUUGUACAAUGGUUCGGCAUAAGCAAAACAAGUAUCCUGUGUUAUUUCUCACCCAAGGAGAAUCUAAACUCUAUCCAGAACUUAUGGAUCUUAGAUCUCGUACAACUCCAAUUGCCAUUACUUUUGCACAGUUUGAAAACUUGCUGGGAAUUAAUGUGCACUCUGAAGAUCUGUUGAGGAAUCCAUUGUUUAUUAAAAGGGCCAAAUCUAAAGGGCUGGUGAUUUUCUCAUGGGGUGAUGAUGCAAAUGACCCAGAUAACAGGAAGAAACUGAGAGAAUAUGGUGUUCAUGGGCUAAUAUAUGACAGGAUAUAUGACUCAAAUCCUGAACAGCCAAAUAUAUUCCAGGUGGAGCAGCUGGAACGUCUCAAGAAAGAAUUACCAGAAUUGAAAAGCUGUGUGUGUCCCACUGUUAGCCACUUUAAAUCCAUAUCUCCAUGUAAAUGUCAUCAUAGUUGCCUGGAAGAGAAGGCUGUAGAUAACUUGAAGAGUGUUCAAAUGCAAAAUGACUGAUUCUAGGCAAAAUGCUGUUUUGUGUCUAUUUAACUCACCAUUGGAACAGUGCUAUCUCUGCCUUCAGGUUGGUUUGUUUUAUUUUUAAGUCCCUAAAUAGCAAUAACUGUGUUCCUCCUUCCUGACAGUACUUGUUAAAAUUUCAAACAAUGUUAAAAUAUUCAGCCAGCUAUAGUUACUGUUCCAGUUUACAUACACAAUUUUAACUUCUUCCUGUAAUCAAGUCUCAAAAAUUGAAAAAGAAAAUUGAGUAUUAACAUUAGGUAUGGUUUUAAAGAUAAAAAAAACUUAAGUGGUCUGAGGAGUGGAUGCUCAGAAAAAAAUUGUAGGGAAAAAAUGAUCUGAUAAUUGAAUAUGCUGAAAAGUUGUUCCGACUUUGAUUUUUACUUCAGUGCUACAGCUUGUCAGCCUGUCUCUGACAACAGGAAAUGGUAGUAAGUGAUUGUAAGAUACACAUGAUUAGAUCUGGCCUGAAUAAAUUGGUACCUCAUAUAUAUGUAUUUGCACUGAUAGAUCCACCUGUACAAAGCUUUGUGCCAUUUUAAAAUACCUAUAUAUUUUUAAGUAAACUGCAAUGCAUAUUAACUCAUUUUUUUCCCCACUUCAUUGGACACAGGCUGCUGACAUUUUCUGAUUUGCCAAUUCAUUGGUACGGUGUCUGUAUAUAGCAGUCAAGGAUGAACCACAAGUAUAAUUUUUUUUAUUAAUCUUGCACAGGCCUGCUAAACUUUAGAAAUGUUGCAAAUAAUUUUAACAGAAUUACAGAAACAUCUUCAGUGGUUGAGAAUCUUUUUUGCACAAUAACAUUAAUAAACAGAAUACGUAACAUGCACAAACUCUACAAAAUGCAUGCUUUAGAUAUUAAGCAUGAAAUUUAGGUGUUCGCUGAGGUCCUUGCAUCUUUACGGUGCUAGUUAUGUGUGAAGGGUGCAAGGACUACUCAACUACUUAAUCAUCUUUGCCUAAAACCACAAGCCUAUUACUCACAAACAUUUGAAGAAAAGUCUGUACUGUACAUGGUUUGUCUUAUUUACAUAAUACAAGCUACGAGCUUUUGUAUUUUGGAAGGGUUUUUUUUCCUCAGAGUAAGAAUCAUAAAUGUACUGAAUUCAGAUAAUCGGCAUUCUGUUGGCUGGUAUCUAUCCUCUGUAACUUAUUACAAAGUCAUAGUUUAGAGUUCUUCAUAGAUAGGUAUGCAUGUCCUUUUUCCUCCUGAAGUUGCAGGUCAUGCCAACACAACAGCUGUAUCUUUCUACUGAAGUGUUAAUGUAUAAUAAGAAUGGAAAAAUAUUUAUUUUUUUCUCUUGUAAAUUGACAAUGAAAACAAUAGUGUGUACUAUAUUCUUUAUAUACAGUCAUUGCUACAUAGAACUGAUUGUACAAAGAGUAAAGCCAUUGCAAAUAAGUGCUUGAGCCUGCACCGCUGAGCAGUUUGAAACAAAUGGCUUGUUUCAACUUGCCUUGUGCAUUUUAGUAUUUAAAGUUUGUUUGUCCUGCACAAACAGCACAGUAAUAAUUAAAUAUCUGGAAGCUGUCUUUUAUUUAAAAAAAAA